AUGUCAUUCUGCAAUAACACCCAUUCCAGUGGUGGACUAACCCACGCUCAACGCAACCGACUCAUCAAAUCCACACGGAAAUUAGGGAUGGUUCUCGGUGAGACACCUACCGUCGAUAGCGAUAGUCUCGGUCUUGGAUUUGGAUUUGGAUUUGGACUUGGGGGUUCAGAUCCAUCUUCGGCUCCGCGUCUUAGCACUUCUUCAUCUGAAAGCUACGGUCAUGGUCAUGGCCACGGUAACCAACCGUCUUUAUCCCUUGCGAGACAGUCAUCGGGAUCAUCUAGUGGUAGUACUACCAACAGCCGACCUUCAUUAUCCCUUCCACCACCACCCAUAACCGUCCACCCACCUACGAGCUCAGUUCCAUUACCCAUGAACACGAAUAGUGGAGGAGAUGGCAUGUCAACCCCCCUCACACCCACUUUUGUCAUUCUCAAUCGGGACAGUCCGUUCUGCCCUACGGGUACGACGGUUGAAGAUUCCGAUUUGUACGAAACGGAAACGGAAACCCCAACGGAAACCCAAACCCAAACUCAAAUGACGGACAUACGAAGAAAGAAGAUGGCGAAACUUGUGAGGACGUUUGGAGAGAAUGUUCCGCCCGAGUUGGUUACGAUUGGGCAACUUGGGGCUGGGUUGGUGGUUGAUGCGACGGGUGGGAUUGGGAGUUGGAAGUCGGACGAGACGAAGAAAUAUGGUGCUGAUAUGAAACGAUCAUCUUCGUCAACCACCAUAUCUGAUUCUUCAUCACAAUAUUCAGUAUCAGUAUCAGUGGCCACCACACCUCCACCACCAGCAUCGCCUAGAUCUGCUUCUGCAUUCGCACUCGGGCGUUCCAAGUCGUUGUAUACGCGUUCGAAAAGUUCUUCCCUGCCCCAUGCCCACCAACGAGCGACCUCUGGGACGAGCGGGGAUAGGGAGUUGGCGUUUUCGAGACUUACUAGUGGUGGUGCUGGUGCUGAUACCUCUGUAUCACCUCCCUUUCUUCUUCCAGUCCCAGAUCGGACGAAACAUCAAGUUCAUCUCGUUGUAUCGGAGACGCAUAGGAAAGGAAGAGAAUGGUCUGGGGAGUGGAAUCAGAGGGAUAUGCAACAGGUUGUUGAUCAGUUGAGGAGGUUGAAGUGAGUGAGGGAGUGUAGGUGGACUUUUCUUUUUUUGGAGCGGGGUGUUCUUUGGCUGGUUUCUUUUCGAAGACGCAGUAAUCAUGGCUAUGUUUUCUUGUGUGUUGCUUUUUUCUUUCUGAUCCUACAGACUACAUCUACAUCCACCCACUUUACCAUUUUUACCAUAUCUUCGGACCUUGCAGCUUGCCAUCUACAGCAUUAUGUCGUUUCUCCCCUUGUACUACUUACUUGGUGCAGCGGUACUCAGUGAACGUUAAUUCAACUAGGGUACUGUAAAACCCGAUCGGUCCAAGUCGGCGUAAAUGCGGCGGCAGAGGCAGACCGACUUGACCGUAUUCCCCA
This is a messenger RNA of Marasmius oreades (fairy-ring Marasmius), 1466 nucleotides long. RefSeq lists its product as uncharacterized. The record is from RefSeq and is a predicted model, not a curated record. NCBI's taxonomy places the organism in Eukaryota, Fungi, Basidiomycota, Agaricomycetes, Agaricales, Marasmiaceae. Bases 1 to 1125 code for a protein of 374 amino acids. The transcript is spliced from 2 exons.